Messenger RNA from Chrysemys picta bellii (western painted turtle), 4105 nucleotides. Lineage: Eukaryota; Metazoa; Chordata; Testudines; Emydidae. The record is from RefSeq and is a predicted model, not a curated record.
GGUGGCCCCGGAGACCUGAUCUCUGCUUGCUCUCCCUUUGCCCCAGGCCCCCGCAGGACAUCAGCCUGGAGGAGUUUGACGAUGAGGACCUGUCGGAAAUCACGGAUGACUGUGGCAUUGGACUGAACUAUGACUCGGACCAUUAUGAGAAGGACGGCCUGGUGCUGGAGCGCUGUGAGCAGCCCCACCCCAUCUGCACCUUCUCGGAGGAUUUCCAGGAGUUUGAGAUGAUCGAUGACAACGAGGACGAGGAGGAGCCGGACAGGACCGGACUGGACGUGCCGCCCUCUCCUUCGGCCUCCCCCAUCCCCUCACCCGGCGCCGAGGAGACACAGAAGCCCCGGCCCAGUACCCUGAGCCUGAGCGUGCCGGGGGCCCAGGAUUCCCUGAACAACAACGGCAGCUACCCUCCUCCCCCCCCUGCUCAGCGGGCCACCUGGCAGGAGACCCUUCUCCACUCCUCCUCCUCCUCCUCUUCCUCACACGCUGGGCACCUGUCUCCUUCUCACCCUUGUGUCCAAGAUGGCCCCUGCUUGGACAGUCAGAAUGGCCGGGGGCUGACCACUGAGGAAACAGGGCAGGCCCAGACGCUGCUCAAAUCCUCCUUCUAUGACUCGGAAGGCAACAGACAUAAGUCUCGGGCAUAUGGGCCUGCCGCUCCUCCUAGCAUAACCCCUCACUUGGAAGCCAGCAAGGAGCCCCAGACCUGCGACGCCAACUCCCGGCAGCCCAAAGCCACCGAAAGCGACUGUGCGAAGCUCAAGCCCGAGGCAGCCAGCGGCAGAGAGAGACAAAAGCCCAGUGAGGAGGGUCCCCCUGCAGAUGGCACUGGGGGGGAAGCAGGCCUGGCUCUUAGUCGUGGCUCCCCCAUCACCCUCCUUGGCCAGUCCAGCACCCCACUGUCGGAGGAAGAGCUGCCCAAGGGCUAUGGAGACAGUGAAGUUGGAGUCUUCACUGAUCGGAGCGAUGGGGAAAGGGAGUGCACUCUGGGGGCCUACGUCUGCCUGAGGGGGCUGACAGAGCAGCUGAGCUCUGAAGGGGAGGGUCCCCACUGCAGCAGGGCCGCCAGCAUGCGUGGGCUCCCUUCAGGCUCCUCCGAGACCACGUCUCCGUCGUCCGACCCGGGCAUUGAGGCAGAUCUCACCAGCAGGAACUCAAAGCAGUUCCUGCCCCGCGGCCGGCACAGCGAUGACCUCAGCUCCCCGGGUUCUGACUCCGAUGUAGAGGGGGAAAUCGAGGCAGCUUUUGCUUGUGGGGGCCGCCUGGUCAGCAACAUGAUUUCCUCCAUCUCGGAGACAGAGCUGGAUCUGAGCAGCGACAGCAGCAGUGGCAGGUCCUCCCACCUCACUAACUCCAUCGAGGAGGCCAGCUCCCCCACCUCGGAGGCGGAGCUGGAGACGGAGCUUGAUGGCCAGGGGCUCAUGGGCAUCAAGGACUCCCUGCUGCUGGAUAAGUGCAAGCAGGAGGAGGAGGUGACCCUGGAGGGGGAGCUGCCGGAGAGCCGCUUGAGGGACAGGAGCAUGGUGAGGAGAGAGAGCCUGGCCGACCUGAAGAUGGAGGGUUAUUACGACACGUUGAACCCGGAGGACUCUUCCGCCCCAGUCGACCAGACAGAUAUAUCUGGGUCCAGUCCCCUGGAUCUAAAGAUUGACCCGGACCACAGCCUGGAGAGCAUCCGCCGCUCCUUCUACUUGCCCAUCGGGCCCAAGCUCCUGCCGGAGGUGGACGACGAGGGUAACAGCGAGUACGACUCUGACUCCGAGUCGGAGCCUGACCUGAGCGAGGACUCAGACUCACCCUGGCUGCUCAGCAACCUCGUCAACAAGAUGAUCUUGGAGGGCUCGUACCCCCUCAAGUGCCCGGACGAGUGCUUCCAGCAGGCCCACUCCCUCUGCGACACCAUCUCCCCGGCCUCUGACCUGGAGCCCGAGAUCCUCAGCGAGUCCCUGGACGUGCAGCCCAGCUUGCGGGACUCCCCGGGGAGCGAAGCAGAGCCGGCCAAGCUGUCUGGCUCCCAGCAGAGCAUCGAGCUGGUGGACAUGGAGACUCUGCGCAGCUCACUCCAGAGUGCCGAGGACGAGAAACCCACAAGCACGAGCCCUGCCACAGAGGCCUCGCCUCUGGGAAGUGACCCGGGUCCUUAUUUAUUCAUGAGCAACCCGACCAAUGACACUAUUACGCCGGUGUUCCUGGGGCAGUCCCUCUCCAUCGACAGGCUGGGCAGCACGGGGGGGCUGGCCAACUUUGGCUGCUGCACGGGGCCCAUCAAAAGCUUCCCUUUCGCCUCCCCCGCCAGCACAGAGGGCUCGGACCCAGCGUCCAGAGAACAGGGCACAGAGGUGGAGCCGGCAGCUGGGCCAGAGGAUUGGGCCAUCGAUAAGGACCUGGACUCGGGGAUCCUGGAGGACAAUGACAUGAUCGAUGACAUCCGGUUAGAGCGCCUGGGCCGGAACCCCGACGCCUUCCUGCCCAUGCUCGACGUCUCCACGGCCAAGACCAACCGGUGCUUCAACCUGAGCUACUCCACGGACGAGGAUGACGUGCCCUAUUUCGGCAGCCUGAAGGGCUCCCCCUUCCAUGACGACACGCAGAGCUUCGAGGAGGACCUGCCGCUUCCUCCGCCCCCCAUGGCCCAGGAGCCACGGCCGCUGGAUGAGUCCCUGGCCUACGACUCCAUCAAAUACACUCUGGUGGUGGAUGAGAACACGCAGCUGGAGCUGGUGAGCCUGAAGCGCUGCACCUCGGUGCUGAGCGACGACAGUGAGCUGCUGAGAGCCUGCGACAACUGCGACCUGGAGGACGAGGACGAGUUUGGGGAGGGGCUGACGGCACAGGACGGGCAGAGCUCCUCGGAGGACUCCUCCCCCGAAGCCGACCUCCAGUUCUCCAAGAAGUUCCUCAAUGUCUUUGUCAAUAGCACAUCCCGCUCCUCCAGUACGGAGUCCUUUGGGCUGUUCUCAUGCAUGGUGAACGGGGAAGAACGGGAGCAGACUCACCGGGCUGUCUUCAGGUUUAUCCCUCGCCACGAGGACGAGCUGGAGCUGGAUGUGGACGACCCGAUCCUGGUGGAGCUGGAGGAGGACGAUUACUGGUACCGAGGCUACAACAUGCGGACUGGAGAGAGAGGCAUCUUCCCGGCGUUCUAUGCCCACGAGGUGGUGAGCCAAGCCAAGGAGGUCAUCGGGCUGAAGCGGAACCCGUCCUGGGUGGAGAGGUUCAACGUGCAGUUUCUGGGCUCCGUGGAGGUCCCAUACCACCAGGGAAAUGGCAUCCUGUGUGCAGCCAUGCAGAAGAUCGCCACCACCAGGAAGCUGACGGUGCAUUUGCGCCCACCGGCCACCUGUGACCUGAAGAUAACGCUGCAGGGCAUCAAGCUGAUCCUGACGGCGAAUGAGUACAGCCGGGACGACGAGUAUGAGCAAUGCAGCCACUUCUUCCAGAUGAAGAACAUCUCCUUCUGCGGCUGCCACCCCAGGAACAGCUGUUACUUCGGGUUCAUCACCAAACACCCCAUGCUCAGCCGCUUCGCCUGCCACGUCUUCGUCUCCCAGGAGUCCAUGCGGCACGUCGCCGAGUGUGUCGGCCGGGCGUUUCAGGAAUAUUACCAGGAGCACCUGGAGUACGCCUGCCCCACAGAGGACAUUUACCUGGAGUAAGGGAGCAAGGCACUGCGUCUCCUGCUUCCGCCCCCCAUCCAGCCCCACAGAUGGCCAGAGACUCUGUCUGACCCCACAACCAGCCGGCUUGGACCCUCCUGCUGCACAUGCUCCGGCCCCCCCACCCGACAGACUUGCUGCACAUCCUCCCUGCUUCUCUCUGGGGCCCGAGAGCCGGCUGCACCCUCCCGGAGCCGGGCUGGCGCGCAGGCGUGGCCCAGGCGGGGCGGGCUGGAGGUGUUGGCCUGGGGCACCCAGCCCUGGCCUGGCCCCUUCCCCGGUGGUGCUGGGAGCGGGGCCCGUGGGCCGGAGGAGAGACGCCUGCAGGGGCCCCUGCCUCAGUGACCGAAACUAACGCAGGGAGCACAAGGGCUGGGCCAGGGCGGCUGCAGCCUGCAGCAAGCUCCCCGGGGGAGGGAGAGAGCACAGUGAGAGGGGGAGGGGCCAAC